GGGGGGCAGCGGCAGCGUCUCGCUGGGCGCCGCGGAGGGAUCAUAAGACAUCUCUCUGUAAACGAGCCGUCUCUGUGCUGAAAGGCAGCUCCUUUAGGACAGACGGAAUCAUCUACUUUGCCCAAAUAUUCGUCAUACCCAGCCUUUAAAAGAGUCAGGCUAGAAGUGUUCCAUGUAGAAGCCAGGAAGCCUGAAGAAGGCUGUAAAAGCUAGAGGAAUGAUUCUCUGUGUCUCUGCAACUAUGUUAGUUGACUGCCGCUGAGGGCAUGGUGAAAUGCGUUGAACAGCUGCCGAGAGUGUGUCUGACUGCCAGGGGACUGCUCUAGAAGCUGGGCUUGCAACAUCAUGGGCCAGUGUGUCACGAAGUGCAAGAACCCUUCUUCCACUCUUGGCAGCAAAAACGGGGAAAGAGAAUCUGGCAGCAAGUCGCACAGUAAAAGGAGUGCAGUCCACAAAGACGACCAUCCUUCGGUUUGUGGGAAGUCUUCAGGGGAUAUCCUCGUCAAUGGGACAAAGAAAACGGACGCCGCUGUAGAGUCUAGUCAGCCUCCAACGUUUUCUGGGGAUGCAAAGAAAGACGCUGUUUCCAGUGCAGAAGAGUCUUCACUCCAAAGGAUUGGGGAGUUGUUCAGGAGAUAUAAGGAUGAACGGGAAGAUGCCAUACUGGAGGAAGGAAUGGAACGAUUUUGCAAUGACCUCUGUGUUGAUCCCACUGAAUUUAAAGUGCUAGUUUUGGCUUGGAAAUUCCAGGCUGCUACCAUGUGCAAAUUUACAAGGAAAGAGUUUUUCGAAGGCUGCAAAGCAAUAAAUGCAGACAGCAUUGAUGGCAUUUGUGCAAGGUUCCCCAGCCUCCUAAAUGAAGCCAAGCAGGAAGAUAAAUUCAAGGAUCUCUAUCGUUUCACCUUUCAGUUUGGCCUGGACUCUGAAGAAGGACAGCGGUCGCUACAUCGGGAAAUAGCCAUUGCCCUUUGGAAGUUAGUCUUCACCCAAAACAAACCCCCUAUUUUGGACCAGUGGUUACACUUCCUAAUCGAGAACCCCUCAGGAAUCAAGGGAAUCUCCCGGGACACGUGGAACAUGUUUCUAAAUUUUACUCAGGUGAUUGGACCAGACCUUAGCAACUACAGUGAAGACGAGGCCUGGCCUAGUCUCUUCGAUACCUUUGUGGAGUGGGAAAUGGAGCGAAGGAAAAAGGAAGAGGAAACCAAAUGUAUUAUUGCAUCUUCAGACACAGAGGGGCUGUGUAUGGAAGAACAGACUUAACAGCAUUUCAGCAUUUAAGCAGCAGUGACAAAAGCAACCUGUUGCCCUUCGUGAAAUGUAAACUCUGGAGGUUUCUGGAAAUUGCCGAGGCUCCAGAUUUUUCUACUUUACACCUUUUUCUGCCUUGUAUUUGAAAGGGCUCUAAAAUGCUGUAUCAUGUUUUAGGCACUUUCUUAAUUUGGUUAUUCCUUUUACUCUUGCCCUGAAAUAUUUGACCCGGGCUACAAGUUUCUUUUUUUUUUUGUUUUUUUUUUUUUUUUUUUGUUUGAUUGUUUUUUAAGACUUCAGAUUAGUAUAAGUAAGUCUGAUAUUUCUUGCACAAUGUAGAUCUUUUUAGUUAGGUUAAAUUAACAUUGCUAAAUUAUACAGUGCCAGAUUAAGUUUUUCAUACUACAUCUGUCAGGGCAGGUCUGUACUGUGUGUAGUGCUGUUUACAUUGUUGAAAUUUUAGGCUGUAAUAAUUUUAAGGUUUUAUACCAAGAUAAAAAGCAGUGUUAACUGUUAACUAUAAAUGCAUUAAUCCCCUGGUAAUAAGGCUCUAAAAACAACAUAAGCCACAGCUUUUUGUAAUAUGGCUAAUUCCCAUUUUAAGCUAACUCUUAGUGAAUGAGUCCAAAUCAUUCCUUUUUUUCAGAGUAUCAAACUAAAUGUUGGGAUGUUUUAUAAAACUACUGUACCUGUCAGUCAACUGAGUGGUAGAUAAUGAUUUGUAUCUAAAUCUCUUACACAUCACAUAAUAAAAGAGCAGUACUACCUCAGUUUUAUUGAAAGUGGACUUCUUGAUGGACUUCCAUUUUCUCUGGAAGUUGUAUUUUUGUGGUUACAUGAUAAUAUUUUUACUUGAUUAAAAGAACCAAAGGUUCUGCUUCUUAAGUUUGCUAAACAUUAGCAGAAGCAACAAAUAAACAAACCCCAAGUCUUCAAGGAAAACUGUGGUAUAAUUCUGCUUUAAUAUGUUUGAUUUAUACCUAAAGUAUUAUCUUACUUGUCUGGCAAGCACAGUACUUCUAUGUAAUGAACUUUUGCAUUAAUAUCGACAAAACAAUUUUUAAACCAGUGUUUAAUUGCUAAAUUGCAGUUAAUACUCCAGACUUUCUGGAGCAACAAUAUUGGCAUCUGAUGACAAAGUGAAUUCUUAAGAUGUUCUUAAUGACGAAAGUGUAGAUGCGUCAUUUUUGGACUGAUCUGGUAAAUAUUUGGAUAGGAGUCGAUUUAUUAUUUUAAAAUGCUUGUAUUGGGACUAUUUGCCUGUUGAAAUUGUUGUGAUUUAAAGGGAGUUUUAUUAACACUGGUUGAAACUUUUUUGGUUAUUGAUGCUACCUUUUUUUUUUAAUUUUAGUAUGUCAACUUUUUUACACCUUUUUGGUAAAAGGGAUGAUUGCCAAGGCUUUCUCUUAAGCUAAACAUUGGCUUAGUGAAUUUGAUACGCUUCCAUUGCACAUCUUUAUUUUCAGAGCUGCAUUUCAGGAUCAUAAAAGGACUUCAAUUAAAAAACAAAACAAAAACACUGAAUAAUUGUCCAUAGCAUCUAAUGGCUUUUGUGCUGUAUGAAGGUUUUAAAGCUAAAGGAAAGCAUAUUUUAAGUAGAGCUUGUCAUUAGACUCAAGAUGGUGUGCUUUGCAAAUCUGCUGUGCCCCGGGAGGGUUAGCAGCGAUAGAAAUAUUGGCCUGAAUUUGUUAAUCAGCUUUGCUGGCACACAGCCUAUGCGGUAGCUUGGGUCUAAGACAAAUCACUAACAAAACGUGGGUAUCUAAAAUUAUUAGAAAAAAAAAUCCACAAGUCUCAAAUGGCAUCUCUUUCACCUGGUAAAAGGAGAGUUUGAUCCAUGCUGCUCCUGCAAACUGUUGUGUUGGGAGAUGUGUUAAGCUGUGGAAAACAAAUGCAGUUGUUCUAGACACAGGUGAGUUUGUCCUUUGCAGGAGAGGAGCCCUGAUCUUCGUUUCUUACAGGUAAAAACACCAUAGCUUUGUCCGUGCUACUGUAACCUUCGCAGCUGCCAGGGCACAAGCACUGUUUGGCAGCCGUGCCGCGUUCUGAUUUGGUGAGCGAGGCAGACCAAAGCGUUCAGGGUGAGACUUCUGCUGGUGCUGUUACGGGGUAAAAACUCUUCCCCAACAGAGGCUGCUUUAUUCACAAAAGUUGCAAAUGUCGACCUGAUUUGAUAGUAAAGGAAGACAGUAUUUAUAAAUUGGAGACUACUCGUUCAUUCAACUAUUAAAUGCUGUGUUCAUCGCUUUUUUUUUUUUCCUAAGGAGAAUUUAAAAUGUCCAAAUGUGAAAACUAACUACUCAAGUGCGUACUCAGUGCAUGCAGCUGCCACGGAUCAGGGCUAGAGUUCUCUAAGGAAAGCAUUUGUCUUGUGGUCUGAGCAUGGAUUGCAGUAAGGAAAUUAAUUUAUAAUACAACAAGGUUUAACCAUUUUAGUGCAUCAAGAGUACUACAGUUGUUUUUGUUUUGUUUCCCCUCGAGACAGUGGUGGUGAAUAUACAGGAAGAUAAAAAUCUUAUUUCUCGUUGGGGAAAGGACGUACAGUUGUCCGCAGCUGAAGUCCCGUGUUUCAGCGCUAGAGGAAAGCCUUGUGCUGCUGCUGCUGCUCAGCCUAGCAGGGGCCACUCCAGCCCGUGGGGUUGCUUGCACAAAUAGCCACACAAUCUGUCUAGCCGAGAGCCAUUUAUUUUUAGUCUAAUUUCAUUUUUGAAUUACAAGUUACAAAAUACAAGCCAGGCCUGUCUGAAUUUUGAACUUCUAAAGCAGGAGCUGAAGCCAAGGUGCAGCUCUCCUGCAGCGCUGGAGGUGGCAGAGGGCAUCGGGCUUUGCCUUGGAUUGCCGAUGGUUUUAUGAACCUCUCUCAACGAUAGACUUUACUUUUUAAUGUCGGUGUGUCUGUGGUGGGAGUGGAGGUUUGUACAUGUUUCUGGGAAGUCUUUAGCGAUAUUGGAGCCUCAAAAAUAUGCCUGUUUAAUGGUUAAGCUGUGAAUUUCUGUGGAAGAGGCCAAAUACAUUCACUCUUCAUUUUUAUAUAAUUUUAAUCCUCAUUGUGUAGGCCAGAGGACUGUAAGUGGGUAGUGAUGCUGAUGAAAUUCUUGAAACCGUUGGAACUAUUAAAAAAAAUUUUUUUUGAGUAUGGGUUAAAAAACUUGAUGCAUGAAGUAAAUCUGCUACAACUUGGGGUAAACAACUCUAGAUAUGCAUUUUGACUGUUUUAGUAAUAUCCUAGAAAACUGGUUUGAUAUCAACACUAGCAUUUUGUUGCCUUCCCUUAUAAACCUAACGAAAUGUGAUUCCUGUAAACGUUACUCCCUAGGAAUAAAACACUGACCCCCUGCACAAGUUUAUCGUUUGCGGCAGCUUUAGAAGUUGGCUCCUCGGUCGACCGGGGCUCAGCUGUGCGAAAUCCCACUUGUGGGGGUGCGUUGCUGAGGUCAAAGACUGUUGUUUCAAGUUAGGGCUUAAAGGAUCGAGCCCGUAGGUGGCCACAAACAUGGCUGAAUGUUGAGUUGUGAGUUUACUUGCUGUUGGUGCUAUACCGUGUGGAGAAUUGCAGCGCUGUAAUAUUGUGCAGCUGUAAUGCAGGAGAAGACGCGCGGGUGCGGCGGGGGUAGGAGCGGGUGGCCCCGGCCUCCCCAGGCUGCGGCAGCGGGUGCGCUCGCGGAGCGGCCCCUGCGCCCCGGCGGCUUUUCAGCCGGCUGUACGUGAGAGCAUGAAACGCUGAAAACUGAGCUGGAGGAACCCGUGUCGCGCCUGGUUCCUGGAAGCGGCCGUGCGCUCGCUGACGGCUGUAGCGUUUGCGUGGCGCCGUCCACGCCAGCGUCAUCCUUGCCGCUCUGAGCCUUGCUUCCAGCAAGUCGGCCAAGCUCAAGCAGCGCCGGGUAGUUCAGAGCCACCUCUGCUGGGAAGGGAUUCGCUGACCGUUCGUUGCAGAGAGCAGUCGUCGUAGGCUUCGGGGUCUUGCAGCCUUGGGUGCUGCGCUGUCGUCCUUUCUUAGAAAACUCUUUAUAAAUCGGGUACCAGAUUGUGCCCUUGAGCUCGCUCAGCUCGAAAUGUGUGUGUGUGACUUUAGGCUUUCGUAUUGGAAAGGAAGGUGUUCAACCUGGAAGUCAAAGUUCUUCAGGGCAGUGCCUCAAUCUACUGCAAAACUGAGAAAACUUUCAAAUUAAUAGUGAAAGGUCGAAGUCUGCUUAAAUCUUACAGUGCGCAAACACCAGUGUUAAGUUUUUCUCUCUGGACUAUUGAAUCUUUAGAUUUGUAUUGUCAACUGAAGUAAAAUACCUGAAAUUGUAAGCCAGAAGGUUGCAACUCCAUCACCAUGAAGUACAUAGGUAUCUCUACCUCUUGUUCUUAGACUUGAACAGUUUAAGGUUACCACCUUUUUCUGCCAGGAUUUUAUGCCUGGAGGAGUAAUCUGUUUUUUUAAUUGACCCCAGUUAAGUAUUAUCUAUUUGCUGUACUCUUUGGUUUGCUGCGUUUAAUCUGCAUGUGGUCGACCGUUGAAAAGGGGCCGAGUCGGACUGUGACGGCGGUGUAAAUCCCCCGGGACGCUGGUUUUGGAGCGGAGUGGAGUCGCCGGCGGCCCGGGGUCUGCCGCCUGCCUCGGCUCCCUGUACUGGCAGCAGGGCUGGCCGGCGGCCUGCCCGUUUGCCCUCAAAGCUUUCGGACCCCACUCGAUGCAGUGCCGUGAGCGUGUUUGUCUUGUGAUGAAAACCAGUGCGUUUGCUCCACGUUGGGCUGUGCCUGUGCCGCCGAAGGAAGCUGGCGGCUGCGGAAGUGUAACGGUUACCUGCUUCCCUUCUUAUCCCUAAGGCCAAUAGCUCGGUCAGGAUAAAGCCCUUGCACUCGGAGCAAAGCUGGGAGCUCUGGAGCGCGUUGGAGAUGCCCUGCUGUUUUCAGUGCUCAGUUGCAUGCACUGAUGCAGUUAGGUGGCAUCUCUUUAUCGUGCAACACAUCUGCCUCCUUCCCUCUCCUCCCCAAAGAAAACUGCAGCGCAGUUACUGUCAUUGUAAAUCUGAAAUAGAUGCCAUGCUGUAGCAAGUGUUGCUACCAAAAUAUUCUUCCAACUUUAGGGCUGCUUGAGAGAGUGUGAAGUCUUGCACUAUUUGUCUUGCACAUAUUUCAAGGGAAGGAUGGGGACUUAGGAGAUGACAGGCAAAAGGAGCAUGAAUUUACUAGGUCUGCAAACAGCUUGCCUUAAAUCACUAAAGUUACAGCCGUUCCUCACUACUAUUGCAAUCCUCAGUCCUUCUGUAGUUAGGCUCUAAAAUGUUGACAGGUUCUGGAGGUUUUACAACUUUGUUGUUGUUGUUCAUAUAUGCUUCUAUCUCUGUGUAAUUGCACUCUACAGAUAAGCCCUUUCUGGAUAACAUGUUAAUUUACACACAGAGAGAAGCAACAUUUAUCCCCAGUAAAUGUUCUUGCUGUAACUUUUUUUCUUGUAAAUUGUAUUUGGACUAAAGGUUGCCUACUGUUGAACGAGUACGUUUACUUGAAUGUUGCCAUGUUCUGCAGUUACAGCUGCUGACUCUUGCUCUUCUCUGGGCCCAUGAGAGGGGAGAUUCUUUGACCAGAGGUGGCAAAUCUGCACAGAGCAUCGGCGGCCUCCAGGCUGGCUGCUGCUUUUUAUUCCCACGUGUAUUAAUGUUAGAAGACGUCCUCGCGUAGUGCUUCAUAUCUUGAAGUUGUGACUUUUUAGUCACACUAAAUAUAGUUAUCUUGAAAAUAGGUUUUCUCUCUUAUCUGUUAGUUAAAAUAGCCUUUUAAAAAGGCAGUGAGCUGGCAGGAGUGUUUUGAGCUAGCUUGAGUUUCAAGGGAAGUUGGUGCGACUUGCAGGAUUAGGUUCUAACCCAGCAAUUCUGGGAUUUGUGCUGGCUGCUCUUGAGGGCAUGAAACAACCACAAGACAUUAGCUGGCUGCGCGGGGCAGACCUGGCAGCGUGAACACGCUGUUUGAUGCGGUUAGGCUUCUUGGCAUACUUGCUUGUGGAUCUCUGCCCCAGGCUCAUCGCGAGUCACUCUUUUUAUGGAAGGAAUGUGUUUUGAUAGUGCAUCUUCUCCCAGAGAAGUAACUACUUCUAACUAAGGAAAUAAUGAAAGCACAACUUUGGCUUUCGUUGAAUUGUAUGUGAAUGCAACUAGUUGAUCAGUCUCUCUAGUGCUUAUGUAUCGAAGGUAAAUAGGAUCAAAUCUGCCAUAGUUGGUGUCAGGAGUCAUUUUUGCCUUUUUGGAUUUACCUAAGACAUACAGCACAUCUGGGAAACGAUGAAUGUAUUGCUUGUCUUGGAGCAGAACAUGCUUCCUCUGGUAGACAGCACUAGCAGAGGUGCUUUGUAAAAUGUAAUGCUUGAAAAUGGCUGGAGUAAAUUCUGUUUCAUGUAGUGUUUAUUUUAUUUUAUUUAUUUUUUUUUAAAAAGAGAUGUGGCCAAAUUUGAAACAAUGAUCUAUAGAAAACGUGGGAGGAGUUCAAGAUGACGCAUCUACUUCUGAGUCCCAUUUGCUUUGUAGUUUUACAGUUACUUUUUUGUAUCAAAUUUUGCUCACCAUUGUCUGGAACAGAAUGGAACCAGCGUAUUACAGACUGUGCAAUUUAAUGCACAAUGCAAAUAGGUUGUAAUAAGACGGUUGUCUUUCUUUACUUGAUAGCUAUUCAGAGUGCAAUGUUUUUUGUCGAGUCCCUUUUGAAAGAAGAGCAUUAAGUGCAGUCUGAGUUUUUCUUCUCUUACAAGCAAAGUAUUGGUUUGUCCAUUACUGACUUGUGUGGAAUUUGUGCCAGAUGUAUAUUAAAUAUUUUGGUACUUUUUCUAAUCCAAUCUGCCAUUCGUUUACCUGUGAGAUUAUUGUACAAGUACUUCUGUAUAUCUAAAUGACCAGCCCCUUAAAGGAGGAAAAAGAAAAACCAAAAAAAAAAAAAAUCUUUAGUCCCAAUGUAUCCUGACUACUGUAGCUUUGUGAAUGUUCCAAAGCCUCUGGAUUUCCUGUAUUCCAGUAAGGUUUGGGGGGGGGGAAGUGGAGGAGAACAGCUACAGAUAUCCAAUCCACUGGAAAGGGAAUUUGCACGUUGUUCUCUGCAUUACUGAACAAAUGAGUAACAUUUGUGGUGUUUACAUAAUGCACACUUUGGUGUUCACUUUUUCUUUGUGUGUUGAAGCUUUGUACAAAAUGUCUUAUUUAAAGCUGAAGUCCUUUUUACAUUUUCAAUUAAAA
Rhea pennata is the source of this 8456-nucleotide messenger RNA. RefSeq names its product defective in cullin neddylation 1 domain containing 3 (gene DCUN1D3). The record is from RefSeq and is a predicted model, not a curated record. NCBI's taxonomy places the organism in Eukaryota, Metazoa, Chordata, Aves, Rheiformes, Rheidae. The transcript is spliced from 5 exons. Gene Ontology annotation, biological process: protein neddylation. Gene Ontology annotation, cellular component: ubiquitin ligase complex. The coding region runs from base 346 to 1263 and encodes 305 amino acids. Gene Ontology annotation, molecular function: ubiquitin conjugating enzyme binding; ubiquitin-like protein binding; cullin family protein binding.